UGAAAGAAGGUGGAAUUAUCUAGGUAUCCGAUCCAACCGGUUUGUUUCCCAGUUUUCGAAUUCAUUUCGAUUAUCGGCGAAGACCGAUCCUCCUCUCAGUGAUGAAACAUCGUUUGCCCAAGGAUUAUCGUCCGCUCAUCCUCUUCCAAUCCUUUCUUGAUAAGGAAACACCAUCGAUUCCGAAAUUCAUCUCGGGGUGGGACACAUGGUAUAUCUGAGGACGCGGCGUAUUUCGAGGUGUCGAGGCUUUUGAAGUUUCCAAAUUCGAGAUGUCGACACAGGUUUUUCGCGAUCGAUGGAACGUGGAAGCGUCGGACAUCGCGAGGAGCACCCACAACCCCAUAAGAUCCAUCGUGGAGAGCCUCGUGGUCGAGCCUAAUCCCGCCAAAUCUUUGAUCUCGUUGUCGAUCGGCGAUCCAACUACGUUUGGCAAUCUAAAACCGCCGAAAGAGGUAAUCGAAGCAGUUCAACAAAGCCUCGUCUCUCAGUUGUACAAUGGAUAUGCACCAAGUACAGGUUAUCAGAUUGCAAAGGAAGCUGUAGCAGAGUAUAGUUCCAACGAAUUUGUAAAGGUCGAUGCCAAGGAUGUAAUUUUAUGCAGCGGAUGUUCCUGCGCCCUCGACCUGUGUAUAACAGCGUUGGCAAGAAGGGAGCAAAAUAUCCUGAUACCACGACCCGGUUUCUCUAUCUAUCGAACGCUUGCGGAAGGUCUUGGUAUCAACGUAAAAUCUUACGACUUACGCCCGGAACUCGGUUGGGAAAUCGAUCUGGAUGAUUUGGAAUCGCAGAUCGACGAAUCGACGGCAGCGAUCGUUAUAAAUAAUCCUUCGAAUCCGUGCGGUUCCGUGUUCAGCAAGGAUCACGCACUUGAUAUUCUCGAUGUAGCCGCCCGUUACUACGUACCGAUAAUAGCCGAUGAGAUUUACGAGCAUAUGGUAUUUCCCGGGCAAACUUUUCACUCGUUGGCGUCCUUGUCGAGAGAAGUUCCGAUUUUGUCGUGCAGCGGUUUGACGAAAAGAUUUUUAGUGCCCGGUUGGCGUAUGGGCUGGAUAAUCAUUCACGAUCGUCAAAACGUUCUGGAGAAAGAGAUUAGGAAAGCGCUUCAUUGCUUAAGUCAAAGAAUUAUCGGUAGCAAUACGCUUGUCCAGGGUGCUUUGCCCGCUAUUUUGAAGAACACGCCACAGCAAUUUUACGAUGACGUUAUGAGAACGUUAUACAAUCAUUCGAAAUUGGCGUACGAUUACACGAUUAAGAUUCCUGGACUGAAACCAAUAAUGCCCAACGGUGCAAUGUACAUGAUGGUUUACAUAGAUUUACCUUGUUUUCCGGAAUUUAAUUCCGACCUCGAAUUCGUGCAGCGAUUGCUAAUGGAGGAGUCCGUGUUUUGUCUUCCUGGCCAGUGCUUCGAUUAUCCGUCCUACAUGAGGCUGGUCAUCACAGUUCCCAUGGAAAUGUUGGAGGAAGCUUGCCAGAGAAUUCAGGAAUUUUGCGAGAGGCAUCACUACAAAACAGCCAAAGAUACGCAAAUAAAUAAUUUAAUUGCUACGUAUUGAAGUGCAAAUAUUAUUUUUUUUUGUCCUUUUCUUUUUUUUUAUUAUUUAUAUUAUAAGAAAAAGCGAGUUUGUUAGAUAAUCUAUUUUAUAAUAAAAUUGUUUUUGUAAAACA
Messenger RNA from Apis mellifera (honey bee), 1665 nucleotides. It is a transcript of the gene Tat, whose product is annotated as tyrosine aminotransferase. The coding region runs from base 270 to 1553 and encodes 427 amino acids. Gene Ontology annotation, biological process: biosynthetic process; aromatic amino acid metabolic process. NCBI's taxonomy places the organism in Eukaryota, Metazoa, Arthropoda, Insecta, Hymenoptera, Apidae. The transcript has 11 exons. The record is from RefSeq and is a predicted model, not a curated record. Gene Ontology annotation, molecular function: pyridoxal phosphate binding; L-tyrosine:2-oxoglutarate transaminase activity.